GAAGUAAGCCUAGGUUUGUUUUCUAGCACACGUGGUACCUAUAUUAGGGAGUGCUGCAUUGCGUCAAUGAUAAGAAGCGCUGCUGGGUAUGGGGAGAUACGUGGGGGAAGGAAGAGGAUGAAAAGCAAUGAAAUGAUGUAAAAUAAUACAUCUGGAUAUUCAGGUGUUAUUUGAAACAGAGAAUCUUGGGACUGGUUCCUAACUCCUGUGCGUCAUUCUGUUUAUUAUUUCCGUAGGAGAACGGCAUGCUUUUGCCACUACUGUUCACGCAGUAAGUCCUGGCAGCAGGCUGUCGUCGUUUUCACCGGAACCCAAACCACAGCCCCACAAACGAACACCACACCCCCAGCUGGAGCUGCGCGCUCUCCCCGCCCCAACGCUCGCCGCGCACGCGCAGCGCUCCCUUCCAAGACUACAACUCCCAGAGGCGCCAGCGCGGGACGCGUGCUGUCCGUGUCGCGAGUGCCGAUUGGUAGAGACGGCCCGAUGCGCGAGGAAGGCUGCUCGUGAUUGGCGGAGGAGGCGGGCGGCGGGUCUGUCCGCUAUUUGAGUGGAGGAGGGUAAGAAGCGGCGGUCUCCAUGAGCGCAACGGGCGGCUCGGCGGGGCGCUCCAGAAGGCUGGCAACCCCCCACAGCUCAUCCAAGUACUCUAGUUCUCAGCCUCAGAGUCAGGGGGACUCUACUCCUCUCCCUUCAAUCAAUGAACGCCUGGCCUUCCUCCGCCCUUCCCGGGAGCUGCUGGAAUACUACCGCAAGAAGAUUGCCGACUUUGAUGAGGAACACGAGGAUUUGGUAAAAAGGUUGGAGAGAUACAAAGAAACAUAUGAUGAGCAGCACAAACUGCAAUGGGAAGUACGUCAGCGAGAAGAGGAGAUUGCAGAGUUGCAAAAGGCUUUGAGUGACAUGCAAGUCUACCUCUUCCAGGAGAGGGAACAUGUGCUCCGUCUUUACUCUGAGAAUGACCGACUGAAAAUCAGGGAAUUGGAGGAUAGGAAAAAAAUUCAACAUCUCCUGGCUUUAGUGGGAACAGACGUAGGAGAAGUUACAUAUUUUCACAAGGAGCCACCACAUAAGGUUACUGUUCUACAAAGGCCAGUUAGAUCCAGAGACUCACAUGAAGGAAAUGACAAUUCCAGAACAGGCACCAAGAGGAGCACUUCAAAACAAGCAGGAAAAGGAGACAUACAUGAAAGUCCUGAGAGAUAUCAGAAAGACAACCAAACACUUCUACUUCAGGUGGAGGCCCUGCAAGCUCAGAUAGAAGAACAGACACGAUUAUCCAAGGAACAGCUUCAGGCAUUACUAGAGGACAGGCGGAUUCACAUGGAAGAAGCCCAGGUCCAGCAUCAGAGAGACCAGGACAAGAUUAAAACUUUAACAGAUAAACUCAACAAGACUCAAAAUCUCUUAUAUGAGAGUACUCGUGACUUUCUCCAGCUGAAAUCUGAUGUUCGAGCCAGUGAGAAAGCGUGGAUGGUAGAGAAGGAAAAUCUGUUGAGGAAGAUUGACAAAGACUCAGAUCAGCUUAUCGGCAGGGAGGCAGGAGAGAAGAAGCAGAGAGAUACCAGGAAGGUGCUUCAAGCAGAUCGUGAAGCUGGGAAGCCCCACAGUAGAGAAGUAAAGGCGCUGCAAGAAGAACUAAUGCAGGAGCAGCGGCUAUCAAACAUGUACAGAGAACAGUGUAUCACCCUGGAAAGUGAGCUGGCUAGGAUUUGUGAAGAGAGAGAUGUUGGCAGAGAACUCUUUAAGGAACGCUCAGAAAAGAUGGGGAAGCGCCUGAAGCUGGUGACUCAGCGAUACGAGGCCUUGGAAAAACGUCGUAAUAUGGAAGUGGAAGGCUUUAAGAAUGACAUUAAACAGCUUCGGCAGAAACUGAAAGAUGUAGAGAAGCAGCUUUUUAAGGUGACUCUGAAUAUUGGAUCAGACCAGGAUCUUGCAAUUCUACAUGAGGUUCGUCAAGGAAACAGACUAACUCGUAAAAUUCAAGAAGAAUUAAAAUACUUAAAAGCAAAAAUCUAUGGCUUAGAGAAUGAACUACGAGUCUGCUGAAACUGAGGCUUUAGUUGGCAUCAAAGUUUUAGGAAUGGGACAUUGCCUGUUUACUGGCAUCCAGUAACAGAAGGCUUGAAGAAAUCUGCAGCUAGGAAUGUCAUAACAUCCAUCAGUGACACACAAACCAUUCCUAACGUGCCAAAUUAGGUUGCUGUGUCUGUUGAUAGGCACUGAUGAGUCUGCUACAGAAAGUAUCAGAAGACUGAUAUAUCAGGAAUAUUCUUAUGACUUUUUAUUACUUUCAUAUUUGUGGUGUGUACUGAUCUUAAACUUCAUUUGGAGCAUAUUAGAAAGCAGGAAUAUAAAUUAAUGACCAUUAAAGGAUCUAGAUCAAGAUCUGAAUUGCUUGGCUCACCUUUUCCUAUGUGAGAAAGAGCUUUUAAAGUGUGUUCAAUGAUGACUGUUUUGGUACCUAGGCAAUUCAGGAUGUAACUGAAAAUUUUCUUUGAAAAUGACCUUGCACAGAAAUUUUGUACUAAAAUGUAUUAUAUCCAACUCUACCUUUUACAAUAUAACAUCAGGUCAUUGCAGUUGUAGAAAACAGAUGAAUUAAUGAGGGAUGUUACAGUGUGCUUCAGCCCAGUUUGUAAUCACAAGGUAUUUGUGCUUUCACUGCAGUGUCAGCAAAUCUUGUCCACCAGACUGAGAGUAUUUCCUACUGUACCUUUUCUACCUUGUUAAAUGUGGCAGAAACAGCAUAAUAUCUUUCUAAAGUAUACACCUAAAGCAUACAAGCUGUUCUCAUUUAAAAAAUACUCCAUGUGAUAGCCCACAGCUUCUUUUGGAUGUGGUAGUGGCAACAGAGAUCCCUAUUCAGUGUUUGGGAGAGGUGGAUACAUAACAGAAGUCCUUGUGCUGUCAAAAUUUGGAGAAAUAGAUAUAAUUUUAAUAUAGUACCAGCUAAAACAAUGCAGUGGGGAAAUUGCUUUGAAAAGUCAAGGCCUGCUUCAGUUUUGUACCCUCUCUUGGAAAUCUUGCUGUCCCUUAUGGUUUGUGGUUUUCAUUGGGCACAUGUAUUCUUGAAGUCAUAUUCAUCACAGACAGACUUCAUUGUGGGUAGAUCUGUAUCUGAGUGCUUAGCCACUACUAAAAUAGGCUCUUUUAAAGUGUGUUAUCACUGACUAGUUUAGCUGAUAAAUGAUUAACCAGUUCAGAAAUUGAUUCAUGGACAGCUUAGAUGUGGAUAGCUGGGGGAAGUUUAUAAACUAUGCUGUCCAUAAUUUAGUCUCGCCUCUUAGCUGCAGAGUACUAUCUCAGAUAAGUCUAGCUAAUUAAAGGAAGCUUGUAUGUGAGAUAAUAUUCUACCAGUCUAAAGACAGAAUGCAAAAAAGUAUGUAUCUUACAGGUCCUGAAAAGCAAUUUCUGAAAAAAUGCUAUAUAAUAAAGUAUUAGCCACUUAGCAAGAUCCAUCUGCUUAAAUUCAAUUGACAGGAAGCCAGCAAAAAGGCCUCUUGAACCAGUAUAAAGAAGUUUUCUGCUUGUUUUCAGCUUUGCCGAACUAUAAGUUGCUGAU
This is a messenger RNA of Phasianus colchicus (ring-necked pheasant), 3565 nucleotides long. RefSeq names its product coiled-coil domain containing 77 (gene CCDC77). The record is from RefSeq and is a predicted model, not a curated record. Lineage: Eukaryota; Metazoa; Chordata; Aves; Galliformes; Phasianidae. Gene Ontology annotation, cellular component: centrosome.